Molecule: messenger RNA, 1187 nt
Organism: Culex quinquefasciatus (southern house mosquito)
Lineage: Eukaryota; Metazoa; Arthropoda; Insecta; Diptera; Culicidae
Exons: 2
Coding region: 795-1130 (111 amino acids)
Source: RefSeq, a predicted model, not a curated record
UCUAUUACACUUCGGCAAUGACCAAACAAUGACCCAUUUACAUUGUUUUGCUAGAAAUACUUGCAUGCAAGUAUCACAGAACGGCAAGAAACAUAAAACGCAACGUCAUUUGCGAAUGCGUCACUUCGAUUUUGAAAGAUCCCGUUACUCAGUCCCACUAUUCCACCCUCUGAGAAAUAAAACGCUCCGAUAAGCCUGAAGGUUGAAAAAACUGGAGCUGAUGAAGGCCGACCGGGGCGUUACAUUUCUCAGCGGGCACCCGCGACCACAACUGUCACUGUCCUGAUGUAAACAACGAAAGGUAGACGAUUCCGUGCCGGCUGGACCUACUACGGCAAACAAUUUCGUCCGGCAAAAAAGUACCGCAACGACAAGUGCUCGCGUCAGAACCAACGUUGUACCGCCGGAUUAAGCUUGGUUUAGCGAUUACCUCGAUUCUGCGCAGCUCGUGCAGCCUGUUCCAGCAGCUGGCGAAAAUCACGGCCUCGGGGCGGACCGCAAGAACGAUCUCAGCCCAAAUCGCUAACUGCUCGAGAGUUCCCAUCAGCAUCAGUGGCCAAAGAUCGCGGUGGUUUGCGAUGAACCGUAUAGCGCGUAUCGCGAGUGAGAUUGGAAUCGCGAUGGGUCGGAUUUUGGCGUUCACGGACUAGGCUGAUGGUGUUGGUGUACGUGUCUUGUUCAAACAAGUCGACCCGGAGAGGACACGAUGGUCGUGAUUGAUACGGUUACCCUACCAGCACCGAGACGCGGGCCAAUGUCCAGACUGACUGUCAGAGAUCGACGUGAACACGCUGAUGCUGAACAAAUUAGGACUACCAGAAACUAUUUUUGUCGGAUGUGGUCAAUCCUUGGGCCUUGGGCAGUUUUCGAGCAAUCUGAAGGGUGAAGAAUUGACAGUUCGAUGGGCAUUACACUCAAGUUAUGAAAAUGGCCGUCCAAGCACCGAGAGCAACUAUCACCGACUUGAAAGUGGCCAACAGCAAGGACAGAAUCCACGGUUUAGGAAUCCACCCAAGAUUGCAAGAAUCUGGAACGCGAUCCGGGAGAAAAUUGUGAAGGUGUCAACACUGGUCGGGGAGCAAGAUAGUGACUGUCCGCAGAAUCCGGAUGACGUCCUUUCGAAGGGCUAGUACGCAGAUCGGAAGGAAAGGGGUCAAGAAACAGCUUUACGAACAGCAGAACAAAUG